Melanaphis sacchari is the source of this 576-nucleotide messenger RNA. RefSeq lists its product as uncharacterized. The record is from RefSeq and is a predicted model, not a curated record. Gene Ontology annotation, molecular function: RNA binding. The transcript has 4 exons. Gene Ontology annotation, cellular component: RNA N6-methyladenosine methyltransferase complex. NCBI's taxonomy places the organism in Eukaryota, Metazoa, Arthropoda, Insecta, Hemiptera, Aphididae. The coding region runs from base 1 to 576 and encodes 191 amino acids.
AUGUGCAAGCCGGAAAAUUCCAUCAGACGCGUGCUGGCCGCCGAAACGAUUUUUCGCUCGACCGCCAUAUCUAAGAAUGUUAUUUCAAGUGAGAUCGAUUUUAAGACGCCUGUGAACAUCACCGAUAUCGAUAUUCUUUCACCAGCAAUGUUUUCGAACACUGCAAAUGGAGGAUUUAUUGUUGGAGGAACUGAUCCUGAAAACUUUCAGAUUAUAUUUCAGUGCAGCAACGUGGAUGAAGAAUCUGCCUCAGCAAACGUGGAAUUGGGUGUACUCAACUACGAGGACCAUAAAAAUACAAAAUUGCAGUGUCCCAAUAAGAUAUGGACAAAUAGAUUGAUUGUGUUAGCAAGGUUCUCGGUAUUAACUAUUGUUGUUUAUGGAACAACCAAGGAUCCUGAAACUGAAUCUGUACAAAAGAAAGAUCCAUCGACAAUCACUAUGCCACCUCUUAUUGAUGGUCCAAUCGAUAUGUCUGGCGCUGUAUCUAUUCCCGACAACGUUAUGGAGAAUGUUGAAACUGAAGUCAAACGUGAAUUUGAUGAACUUUGUGGCGUUCGUCAAAAUAAUGAUUAA